AACAUACAAGCCGUUAAACGAUGAGCGCAAUAUCGGAUAUUCGAGUUGUGGUUGGUUUAGAUUUUGGAACCACAUAUUCGGGAUUUACCCUAUGUCAUGUUGAUGAUGAUGAUGAUCUCUCGAAAAUUAAGACAAAUACUGAAUGGCCCGGAGAGAUGGGGAAAUUCAAAACAAAUACAGUACUUCAAUAUGAUAACGACUUUAGAGAAGUUGAAUUAUGGGGUUAUCCGGCCUUGUGUAAGAGACCUAAUAGAAGAAGCAGAGAUAGUGAAACUAAACCCGUAGAAUUAUUUAAAUUAUUUUUGGGUAGUUGUUUGGAAAAAUACAAACCAAAAUUACCUGGAUCAUUAACUUAUAAACAAGCAAUUACUGAUUAUCUUAAAAAAAUUGGAGAGUUAAUAAAAGAAACCAUUCCUAAAUUUUGGGAUGGAAUUGACUUUAUGGAACAUAUUCUCAUAGUUAUUACUGUACCAGCUGAAUAUUCAGAAAAUGAUAAAGCUAUAAUGAGAGAAUGUACAUUCAAUGCUGGAUUGAUCGGCGAGAAAAAUUCGGAAAAAUUGCAAUUUACAACUGAACCCGAAGCUGCUGCAAUCUAUUGUAUGUAUAGUAGCUUAAGAGAAUACAGACUUACAGAACCUGGAACAACUUUUAUGAUUGUUGACUGUGGCGGCGGUACAGUAGAUUUAACAACACGUAAAUUAUUAGAAGAAAAUCAACUAGGUGAAAUUACUGAACGAACAGGAGACUUUUGUGGAAGUACUUUCAUUGAUAAAGAGUUUAUUAAAUUACUUAGACGUGAAGUUGGAGAUUCCGCCGUAGAUUUAUUAAGUGAUAAUCAUUAUGGUCAAUUACAAUAUUUAGUUCAUGAAUUCUGCCAAAAUGUUAAGUUACCAUUUUGUGGAAAUAAUCAAGAUUUUAAAUAUGAAAUUGAUCUUGAAGAAUCUGCUCCUGCAUUAUUACAAUAUGUCACUGGCUCAGAAAAAGAUUUAAUGGAAGAGAAAGAAUGGAUGAUUACACUUGAUUUUAAUACUAUUAAAUCCAUGUUUGAUCCUAUUGUUGAUAGAAUUAUUAAAAUGAUUCGGAUUCAGCUCGAUAAUUCUAAAAAAUGUUCAGCAAUAUUCUUAGUUGGAGGUUUCGGUCAAUCCAAAUAUUUACAGAAAAGAGUCGAGGAAGAAUUUAGUCGAUCGGUAGAAAAUAUCUCGAUUCCGAAUCAACCUAUUGCAGCGGUAGUACGUGGCGCUGCGAUUUACGGAAAAAGCUUACAAAAGUCAAGACAUUUGGGUAAAUUAAAUAAUUCAAAAUGUGUUAUCGCAACUCGCGUAUUGAAAUAUACGUUUGGAACUAAAAUAUCUCCUUCGUGGAAACCUGGGGACCCACCGGAACGACUCACAUUUGGUGGGAGAAUUCAAAAAUUUCACCGCAUUGCGGAACGUAGAACUGAAGUUACAAUUGAUCAAGAAUUCAAAAUUGAAGAUUUGGUUCCUGUUUUUGUAUUUGCAACAAAAAUGACUUUUGAUAUAUACUAUACACAUGAGCAGGAUGCUGUUUAUUGUGAUGAUCCUGGUAUGAAAUUUCUUGGAGAAUUUACUAUUAAUCUUCCUGAUAAGCACUUAGGAGCUGAUAGACCCUGUACACUUAGCUUAUUUUUUGGUGAUAUGGAAAUUAAAGCUAAAGCAAUUAACCAAACAAAUGGCCAAAAUUAUCAAACUAGUUUCGAUUUUAAUACUUUCUAGGUUAUUAUUUUAUGUGUUUCGAUCAUUAUUUAAUUAAUAAACAAGUAAAAUAUUGGAAUCAACA
Messenger RNA from Rhizophagus irregularis DAOM 181602=DAOM 197198, 1797 nucleotides. RefSeq lists its product as uncharacterized. NCBI's taxonomy places the organism in Eukaryota, Fungi, Glomeromycota, Glomeromycetes, Glomerales, Glomeraceae. Gene Ontology annotation, molecular function: ATP binding; ATP-dependent protein folding chaperone. The record is from RefSeq and is a predicted model, not a curated record.